Molecule: messenger RNA, 1587 nt
Organism: Penicillium canariense
Lineage: Eukaryota; Fungi; Ascomycota; Eurotiomycetes; Eurotiales; Aspergillaceae
Product: threonine--tRNA ligase MST1
Exons: 1
Coding region: 1-1587 (528 amino acids)
Biological process (GO): threonyl-tRNA aminoacylation
Cellular component (GO): cytoplasm
Molecular function (GO): threonine-tRNA ligase activity; ATP binding
Source: RefSeq, a predicted model, not a curated record
AUGCGCGCAGUCCUCACUCGGCUACGGCCGCGCGCCUGCAAUCGGCCUGUGGUCAACCGAGGCCUGCGGUGGCAAUCUGAAAGAUUGCAAUCCUUGUCGACUACCGCAUUUCGCCAUUGUUCAUGCGCUGACGCUGCUAACGGCCGGUCCAACGGCGAAGCUCCCUCACCACCACCACCACCAUCACACGACCACCGAGCUCUGGGAACUAGCCAGGAGCUUUUCACCUCGUCCAACUACAGCCCUGGCUCUCCUCUUUUCCUCCCUAACGGCACCCACGUCGUCAACAAGCUCAUCUCCUUCCUCCGCACGCAGUACCUCCAAUACGGCUUCCGCGAAGUCCUGACCCCAACCAUCUACAAGCGCUCCCUAUGGGAAGUCUCCGGCCACUGGCAAAAUUACAAAGAUGACAUGUACGAAGUGACCGGUCGCGGUGCAUCCGGCGUGACAGAAGGCGAAGUCGGCGAGGAUGAAUCGUACGGCCUGAAGCCGAUGAACUGCCCGGGCCACUGCCUGCUGUUCAAGUCGCAGAACCACUCGUACCGCGAGCUGCCGGUGCGCUAUGCGGAUUUCAGCCCGCUGCAUCGGAACGAAGUCUCCGGCUCGCUGACAGGACUCACACGCGUGCGACGCUUCCACCAGGACGACGGCCACAUUUUCUGCCGACCGUCGCAGAUCAAAUCGGAGAUUGCGUCGGCGCUGGGUUUCGUUGACAUGGCGAUGACCACGUUCGGGCUGGGCCCAUACCGAUUGGUGCUGUCCACACGGCCAGAGACCGAUUACAUUGGGACACUGGAGAUGUGGGACAAUGCAGAGAACCAGCUGCGAGAGGCAUUGGAUAGUACGGGGCGAAAAUGGGCACUGAAUGAAGGUGAUGGUGCAUUCUACGGGCCGAAGAUCGAUAUUCAGCUCCAGGAUCAGGCGGGUAAAUAUCACCAAUUGUCCACCAUUCAGCUGGAUAUGAACCUGCCCCAACGCUUUGGACUGGAGUAUCAGGUUGCAGAGGGCGAGGAGGACUAUAACCCAGCUACACCUGGAGUUGCCACUCCAGUCCUUGUGCAUCGCGCUAUCUUCGGCUCCCUCGAAAGGUUCUUGGCUCUGCUGAUCGAGCAUCACGGUGGCCAUUGGCCAUUCUGGCUGUCGCCACGUCAGGGUAUUAUCUUGACAGUCAACCAGGAUGCAGCUGUAGUACAACAGGCUCACGAAGCCGCGGCUCAAUUCUCCGGGUUCAAGGUUCUCCAGAAUGACGGGACUGCUGCACCACCACGCCCGUUGUCGUCCGUUGAUUCUACAUUCCUCGUCGAUGUGGAUACCAGCGCACAGACACUGGGCAAGAAGAUCCAACGAGCCAAGCAAAUGAAGUAUAAUAUGAUCUUUAUCCUGGGCUCGCGCGAUGUCGCUGAAGGUGGCAUUACCGUGGAUGUCACCGGGCAGAUGCAGAGCAAGACCGAUCCGGAAGCCCAGCAAUUCCAAACGUUGAUCAAGUCCCAGCUUGGGGAGGACGCGCUGAAGAAUGCGCGCGCGGUGAAACUCAAGUUGGGCGCUGUGCAUCCAUUGCUGGUGCACUUGGAGCGGAAUUUCCUGUGA